AUGGACGAAGACGCCAAACUGAUCCAAGAACACUCCCCGGCACACCCAGGCUCGACGGAUAGCGACCAAGAAACCAACGAUUUCAAACCAUCAUGCCCCUUCUGUGUGAUAGCCAAGACGUACCCACCAGUGUCGCCAUUGUCAGCAGCAGGCUCAUCAGAUCUAGACUCGACCAAACUCGACCCUCCAUCAUUCGUGCUCUUCUCAAAUGCACACGUCAUAGCAUUUCUAGACAUCAUGCCUCUGACACGAGGCCAUGUUCUGGUCGCGCCACGCAAACAUCGCGUCAAAAUCGGGCAUCUGAGUAGCGACGAGAGCGCCGAGAUUGGCCGUGUCCUGCCCGUCAUCGUACGCUCGGUGCUCAAGUCGGUGCUGCCUGACAUUCCGCACGACGAGGUCGAUUACAAUGUCGUCCAGAAUAAUGGGCCUGGAGCCGCCCAGGUCGUCCCUCAUGUCCAUUUCCAUGUUAUUCCUCGCCCGCCGUUGAAUUACUCUUAUCCACCUCUGGCUCGAUCGGCCAAUGCUCCCUCCACUCCCAAGCAUGGAAAGUAUCCACCGAACGAAGUUCCUCCAGCAAGGGCACGUAAUGCCGUCAUCUUCGGGCGUGGCACCCGCGAAGACCUCGACGAGGAGGAAUCGGAGAUCCUGAUCGAGGAGAUUCGACAGAAUAUCAAGGACGAAUUUGACUCCCAAGCGGCAGCAUCUUCAUUGGAGAACUUAGAUCUUUCUUCGGAUCCGAAAAGUCGAAAAGGCGGCUGGAAGGUCUGA
Exophiala bonariae is the source of this 768-nucleotide messenger RNA. RefSeq lists its product as uncharacterized. NCBI's taxonomy places the organism in Eukaryota, Fungi, Ascomycota, Eurotiomycetes, Chaetothyriales, Herpotrichiellaceae. Gene Ontology annotation, biological process: nucleotide metabolic process. The transcript has a single exon. The coding region runs from base 1 to 768 and encodes 255 amino acids. The record is from RefSeq and is a predicted model, not a curated record. Gene Ontology annotation, molecular function: catalytic activity.